CUUCUGCUAAAAGACAUGCUGGAGCAGCUUACUAAGGAAGCUGAUGAAAGUUUACUACGGAACCUGCGCCUUCAGAUCGAAGUCCAGUUUCUGCAGGAUGACAUCAGUGCAGCAAAGGACAGGUUCAAAAAGAAUCUCCUGGAAAUGAAGACUUAUAUUAGCAUCCUGCAGCACAUCACCCAGAGCUCCCCUCAAACUUCUGGCAUUACAGGUGUGAUGAGGGAGGAAAAGUCUGUAACUGAACAGGAAGUGGCUGCUUUGCAGAGUGAAUUGCAAGAGUCCCAGGAGGUGCUCUCUGCCCUUCAGGUGCAGCGAACUGAGCUUCAGACCCAGACAGAAACCUUGGAACAAGCUAUUAAAGAUGCUCAUGAGUGUUACGACGAUGAGAUACAGCUCUAUAAUGAACAGAUAGAAUCCCUGCGCAAGGAAAUUGAAGAGAUGGAGAAGGUCCUGGAGAAGUCUUCCUAUGAGUGUCAGCAGCUGGUGGUUGCCCAGCAGACCCUGAAAAAUGAGCUGGACCGAUAUCAUCGGAUCAUUGAGAAUGAAGGCAGCAGGCUGAGCUCCACUUUCCUUGAAACUCCAGUCUCCAUGUUUGCUCAGAGUCUUGGAUCUAACUUCAGCUCUCUCCCAAGUGGGAAAGAGAUCACCAGGACUAUGCCGGUUAUAAUAGCAGCAAAACCAAGACAAAAAGGCUUCCCCAAGUAUGUUCCAAGAAGAAAGGAGAUCAUACUUAAACACAAACCAGAAGACAGUCUAAAAGGCACAGAACAGAUGCAAGGUGCACUUAAAGAAGAAUUCAAAUCUGAGUUUGAAUCUGAGGGUCAGGAGGCAAGUCCUUCCAUUGUAGAAGAGUCUCUGGAAGAUGUGCCUGAUGGAGGACGAAUAAGCAAAGCCUUUGGGAAACUCUGCAGGAUGGUCAAGGAGAGAGUGAAAAGCCCCAAAGAGCCGGAGCCUCCAGCAGCCCUCCAUACCAAAGAGCGGUAUGUGUUGGUCUCCAGGGAUGACCUUUAUGAAGAUGCUGGAUUCUAUUCCUUCUCCAACCCGGCCAAAGGAAGGGUGGUUGUUUUCAUGGAGGAUGGCUCUAUGCAUCGUGGUAGACUGGGGGAACUGUCUACCGAGCAUCCCCAGACCUUUCUGGAGAAUGGGCAGGGAGAUCCCCAAGAUAAAGAAGGUGCAUACUCUUCCAGUCCGCAUACUACAGACUUCAAAAAGAAGGAGCUAAAUGCCAAAGAGAAGGAAGGCCCCAGGGUGAAAUGUACUGCCCAGAAGGAGGAUGAGGGGUCUGAGAAGCCCUGUCCAGUGGUCAUAUCUGCUCCAGAGCAACUGUCUACAUCACAGUCUGAAAGGCCUGAAGUCAAGCAGGAUCGAUUUGAGGUCCAUGGGCCUGUGAGCACCUGUGUGUUGGAGAGGAGUGCCCCCCGGAAUCUGGCCCGUGGGAAGGUGAAAGUGGUUGAAUCCAUUGAGAAGUUUUCAACUGAGAGUAUUGAGACCUAUGAAGAAACUGCUGUAGUUGUGGAGACCACGACUGAAAAGACAAAACCAAAGAAGAAGAAACUGGGAGACAAGGGCUCUUAAAAUGCCUCAGCUCCAAAG
Sorex fumeus (smoky shrew) is the source of this 1593-nucleotide messenger RNA. It is a transcript of the gene BFSP1, whose product is annotated as beaded filament structural protein 1. The coding region runs from base 16 to 1575 and encodes 519 amino acids. The record is from RefSeq and is a predicted model, not a curated record. Gene Ontology annotation, cellular component: cytoplasm; intermediate filament. Gene Ontology annotation, biological process: lens fiber cell development. Gene Ontology annotation, molecular function: structural constituent of eye lens. Lineage: Eukaryota; Metazoa; Chordata; Mammalia; Eulipotyphla; Soricidae. The transcript is spliced from 7 exons.